AUGCAUUUCGGCCGCGACCCCGCCGCCGCCUUCCAGCUCUGCGCAAACAGCGUCGCGUUCGCGGCCGAAGAGUCGGCCUCCGCGGAGGCGGACCGGACGAGCGAGGUGCGCUCCCCGAGUUCGGGGCCCUCCAGCCCGCUGUCGGUGAACUCGGACUCCAGCUGCGCCAGCCCGGAGGCCAAGUCCGUGUCGUCGGCGCAGCAGAGGGUCAGGAGGCCCCUGAACGCCUUCAUCAUCUGGACCAAAGAGGAGCGCAGGCGGCUGGCGCAGCUCAACCCAGACCUGGAGAACACGGAUCUGAGCAAAAUACUCGGAAAAACAUGGAAGGCCAUGUCGCUGGUGGAGAAGCGUCCAUACAUGCAGGAAGCAGAGCGCCUGAGGGUCCAGCACACCAUCGACUACCCCAACUACAAGUACCGGCCCCGCCGGAGGCGGCAGCUGAAGAAGGGCUCCAGGCCUCAGGCCGCAGAGGCCCCCCGCGCCUCGCCGUGCGGCCCCGGCUACCCGGCGCCCUUCAACCUCGCCUACCUGCUCCAGAGCCAGCAGCAGUGCUACCCGAGCGCCGCCGCCUUUGCCGGUUCCCCGGCCGACUUCGCCGCCCCCCCCCCGCGCGGCUUCCCGAACAAUCCAGACUUCCUGGAGCCGCUGGCGGCAGCUUCGGCGUCGCCGGACGUGUCUUUGAACACGCCGGCGGCGUACCCGGGCCCCCCGGCCUACCCCGCGCAGCCCCAGCUGUAUUUCGGAGACCAGCGAGGCUUCUGCAGGCCCGCGGGGCCCCACGUGGACCAGGGGGAGUCCAGCAGGGCCCGCGGGGGCCCGCAGGGACCCGCCGGGCCCUCCUUUGAGUUCUACCUGGCACAGGUUCAGCUGGACAUGCUGUACGAUCUGGACCGCAGCGAGUUUGAACAGUACCUGGGGCCCGGCCCCCACCGGCCCGAGUCGGUGGACCCCGGCUGCUACCAGAGCGGCCACAGAGAGGGACGCUCCGUCUCGUGA
Messenger RNA from Pungitius pungitius (ninespine stickleback), 996 nucleotides. It is a transcript of the gene sox32, whose product is annotated as SRY-box transcription factor 32. NCBI's taxonomy places the organism in Eukaryota, Metazoa, Chordata, Actinopteri, Perciformes, Gasterosteidae. The record is from RefSeq and is a predicted model, not a curated record. Gene Ontology annotation, molecular function: DNA-binding transcription factor activity, RNA polymerase II-specific; RNA polymerase II cis-regulatory region sequence-specific DNA binding. Gene Ontology annotation, biological process: cell differentiation; regulation of DNA-templated transcription; anatomical structure morphogenesis.